Messenger RNA from Eucalyptus grandis, 2490 nucleotides. Its product is annotated as receptor kinase-like protein Xa21. Gene Ontology annotation, molecular function: protein binding; protein kinase activity; ATP binding. The record is from RefSeq and is a predicted model, not a curated record. Lineage: Eukaryota; Viridiplantae; Streptophyta; Magnoliopsida; Myrtales; Myrtaceae. Gene Ontology annotation, cellular component: plasma membrane. Bases 1 to 2490 code for a protein of 829 amino acids. Gene Ontology annotation, biological process: hormone-mediated signaling pathway; protein phosphorylation. The transcript is spliced from 4 exons.
AUGAGUUUAGCAAUGCAAACCAACCAGACUGAUCAGCUCGCUUUAAUCUACUUCAAAGACAGUGUGGAUAAGGAUUCGCUUGGAAUCCUGAGCUCAUGGAAUGACUCUUCUCAUCAUUGUGAGUGGCCAGGUAUUGUAUGUGGUGGACGACAUCCCGAAAGGGUCGUGUCCCUCAACUUGAUGUCGAAAGGCUUGGGCGGUCUUCUAUCGCCUCAUGUCGGAAACCUCUCUUUCCUUAGAAGCCUUGUUCUACAGAACAACAGCUUUCGUGGCAAAAUUCCACAAAGCAUUGGCCACUUGUUUCGCCUGCGCCAUCUCGUUCUUAGUAACAACUCUUUCAGUGGACAAAUGCCCACAAAUCUUUCUCAGUGCUCAAACCUUGAGGUUUUGAAUCUCAUUGAUAACCAACUUGUGGGCAAAAUUCCUCAUGAGCUUGGCUCUUUGUCAAAGCUUCGAGCUUUAUUUUUGGCUAAAAAUAGUCUUACAGGAUCUAUUCCUUGUUCUAUUGGAAAUCUCUCCCAACUUUUCUCUCUUUCCGUCGGACGUAAUGGGUUGCAAGGAGAGAUUCCCGAGACAUUGUCCAAGCUUCGUGGUUUGAGGAAUGUUCAAUUGGCAUUUAACCAACUCACUGGCAAGAUCCCACCAGCAAUCUUCAACAUGUCCAGCAUUAUCUAUUUUAGUGCCGGUGACAAUCAAUUGAGAGGGAGCAUUCCUCCUAAUAUCGGUGCUACUCUUCCUUCUCUCGAUUAUCUUGAUUUUUCUAGAAAUUUGUUUACUGGCGUUAUACCUCCGUCCUUAUCGAACGCCUCCAACCUUCAGUACAUCUCCUUUGACCAUAACAAUUUUCAUGGACCGAUGCCUACAAAUCUUGGAAGGCUAAAAGCUCUUGAAGAAAUGUUUCUUAUGUCUAACCAGUUGCGAGAUGACUUUAGUUUUAUUACCUCAUUGACUAAUUGUUCAAUGCUGGAAAUUAUUGGGGUAGAUCAUAAUUUUCUUGAGGGUCUCUUGCCAGAUUCCAUCGGCAAUCUUUCCAACAGUGUUAGACUAAUUGCUAUGUCAUCCAACACAAUGUAUGGAACCAUUCCUCCAAGUAUUGGCAAUCUCUUCAACCUGUCUUAUCUUGACUUGUCAAACAAUUCGCUUAGCGGCCAUGUUCCUUCUUGUAUUGGAGCACUCUAUAACUUGCGCAAUUUGUACUUAAGCAUUAACAUGCUAACAGGAGAGAUCCCGUCAUUGAUCGGCAAUUUGACGUUAUUGAGUCUCCUUUACCUACCGUUCAACAACUUCUACGGGGAAAUACCGCAAAGCCUUGGUAACUGCAGGCAGCUAAUCGAGCUUGAGCUUUCAAACAAUAAUCUUGAGUGGUCCAAUCCCGAGGGAGCUUUAGGCACAUUACGAGGCUUACAAGAGUUGGAUGUUUCCCAUAAUGACUUAUUUGGUGAAAUCCCGAGCUUUCUCACUCAACUUAUGGAUUUAAAGUACUUGAAUCUAUCUUCAAACAAGCUUGAAGGAGAAGUUCCGAAGCAAGCAGUAUUUCUCAAUGUUAGUGCAGUGUUCGUCUAUGAGAAUAGGAAUCUUUGUGGAGGUAAAGGGAGAUAUGGUACCGUCUAUAAAGCAACCACACAGGAAGGCGGCUGGGUGGCAAUUAAAGUGCUCAACUUGGGCCAUAGAGGUGCUUCAAAAAGCUUCAUCUCGGAAUGUCGAACCUUAGGGGCCAUAAGACAUCGAAAUCUCGUGAAGAUAUUGGAUGUGUGCUCAAGUGUAGAUUAUCAUGGCAACGAUUUCAAAGCUCUAUUGUAUGAAUACAUGGGUAAUGGGAGCUUAGAAAAUUGGAUACACCAAGGAAACGAAGAGGAUGUUGUGCAUGAACAUGGACAUGGAAAGCCGGGACACUUGGGACUAAUCCGGAGGUUAGACAUUGCCAUUGACAUAGCUUUCGCAAUCGAAUAUCUUCACAAGAAUUGCAGCCCAAAGAUUGUACAUGGAGAUCUAAAGCUAAGUAACAUCCUCCUGGACAACGAGAUGGUGGGACGAGUUGGGGAUUUUGGGAUGGCGACGAUUUGCUUUUCCGCGACAACAGAGGCCAUGGACAUUGACAACCACAGCAGCUCAGUGGCAGUGAGGGGUUCAAUAGGUUAUGUCCCUCCCGAGUAUGGCAUGGGGGACACAGUAUCCACACAAGGUGAUAUGUACAGCUACGGUAUUGUUUUAUUGGAAAUGUUAACUGGGAGGAGACCCACGGAAGAGGCUUUCAAGGACCAUUUAAAUCUCCACAACUUUGUCAAGGUGGCUUUGCCAAAUCGAGUGAUGGAGAUUGUGGACUCGGCCAUUUUUAAUGGAGAAAGUGAGAAUGAUAUUGGGAGGUUGAGAGACUGUGUCACCUCCGUCCUCAGGAUUGGAGUUGCAUGUUCGAUGGAGUCGCCACGGGAUCGGAUGGACGUGACUGAUGCCCUCAAAGAACUGCGUAAGAUCCAGGCUAGGUAUGGAUGA